Molecule: messenger RNA, 1826 nt
Organism: Onychomys torridus (southern grasshopper mouse)
Lineage: Eukaryota; Metazoa; Chordata; Mammalia; Rodentia; Cricetidae
Gene: Rbm11
Product: RNA binding motif protein 11
Exons: 6
Coding region: 231-875 (214 amino acids)
Biological process (GO): regulation of alternative mRNA splicing, via spliceosome
Cellular component (GO): nucleus
Molecular function (GO): single-stranded RNA binding
Source: RefSeq, a predicted model, not a curated record
GGCAAUUUAGAGGCCCGAGUACGGGAAGAGAUUCUUUACGAGCUGUUCCUUCAGUGUAUUUCAUCCUCGGAGGACCUUAGGGAGCUUUGAGAGAAUUGGUAAACGCACUUGCCAGAGAGGGGCGUCUUCAGCUCCUCAUCUAGUUGGUUAAUGACUCAGAAUGAUGGAGCAAACUCCAGUGCCAGACAGGAGGCUUUAACGGGGGACGUCCAAACUGUUUCCCAUGAUUUAUGCCAAUCUGCAAAACAGACAGUUUCUUACAGGCUGGGCCACUAACUAAAGUGACUCUUUGCAAAGAUAGAGAUGGAAAGCCGAAGUCCUUUGGUUUUGUCUGCUUCAAGCAUCCUGAAUCUGUGUCUUAUGCCAUAGCUUUGCUGAAUGGAAUUCGUUUGUAUGGAAGACCAAUUAAUGUGCAAUAUCGGUUUGGUAGUUCUCGCUCUUCUGAACCAGCUAGCCAAAGUUUUGAGAGCUGUGUUAAGAUAAACUCACACAGCUUCAGGAACGAUGAAAUGCUGGGCAGAUCCUCGUUUCCCAUGCACUUUUUCCCAAUUGCGAAUGCUGCUGUACCUCAAGAAUAUUUUUUCUUUCAGAAAACGCACUGGCACACACACUGUCCAAUGUUGCAGCCUCCUUUCUAUGACAUGACAGCGUCACUCCCCAACAGUGCAUCUGGAGCUCACUCCUUAAGCCUUGAGGCUGGACCCAGCUCCUAUGAGUGGACUCCCCAGCAACCAAGUGAGCCUGACGUUUAUCAGAGGAACCCACGAAAGAGGGAGAGGCAAGCCAGCGACACAGACAGUAGCUCAGAAGACAAGAGAGGGAAUGAAGGGAGCCAAAAACACCAGAAAUGUAAAAGGAAGAAGAAAUACCAGUGAAACAUAUCUGCCCUGCUCUCAACUCUCUCUCUCUCUCUCUCUCUCUCUCUCUCUCUCUCUCUCUCUCUCUCUCAAAAAAAAAAAAAAUCUGUUGUACCGAAUGACCCAUUUCUUGGCCAUCUUGUCUUUUUUUAAACACAUGUGAAAAUAUGACUCUGUGAUUUGCUGUUCAGUUUUUGCCCUGAAUGAUAACAGCCUUUAAACAAUAAUAUAAUGUACUACUUUUGUAUUUGCCAGGUUAUUUUUGGCCCAUUGUCAAGAAGGGUACACUUUACAUCAUCUUAUUUUCAGAGUUGAGGAUGAAAUGCGUCCAAGUUCGAAAGCCGCUCACUGAACCCUUGGGGGUUAACCAACUGCGAUGCUCUCCCUAGAGUCUUGCCUAAGGCUUUCAACCACAAGUGGGCUGGCCUAAGAUGUAGGUUGCUGGGAGAGCUAAUGGGAAUCUUUUAAAACAACAUGGUCUAAUGAAUAUGUAGUCAGUUCCCUCUGAAACUGAUACUGUCCUUUUUAUGCCUAAAUGUGGUAACUGAGCAUCCCUAGCAGGGCUGAUUUCCCAUGACCAUGACUUGUAAUGCCAAAGGAAAGACAACUGCCGUAUGCCUAAAGGGAAUGCCACACGAUAUUCCCUCUUUUCAUGAUUUUAUUUGACAUAACUCUUUACAUCUCAUUUACAGUUUGUAGUGAAAAAAAGAAUCAGUUGAUGAUGUCAGUAUCCACUGUCCACCUCUGCCAUCAAGCGUGGAAAUACACUGCAAAUGUGUGAAUUGCCAUGGUGAGCAUGUGUAUAGAACAACAUUGUAUCAUCAUCUAUUUAGUGCCUAUAUUUCCAGGUCUAUAUUUUUAAUUCACUUAUUUUAGAAGAUAAAUGUAAAAUGUAUGGUGUAUGUCAAUUUUAUUCAGCAUUAACCAAAAUUAUGAGAAUCAUGUAUUUAUUAAAGCUAAUUGAAAGAA